Messenger RNA from Plasmodium vinckei vinckei, 1593 nucleotides. Its product is annotated as pantothenate kinase, putative. Lineage: Eukaryota; Apicomplexa; Aconoidasida; Haemosporida; Plasmodiidae. The transcript has 3 exons. Gene Ontology annotation, molecular function: ATP binding; pantothenate kinase activity. Gene Ontology annotation, cellular component: cytosol; nucleus. The record is from RefSeq and is a predicted model, not a curated record. The coding region runs from base 1 to 1593 and encodes 530 amino acids. Gene Ontology annotation, biological process: coenzyme A biosynthetic process.
AUGACGAUCAAAAAGGUUGAAAACAAUCCAAUAAAUUUGUUGGAAAAAAGGGAUAAUGAAUAUCCCUACAAAUAUGAAAGUAAAAAAAUUAAAUACAAAUAUAUAUGCAAUUCUAAUAUUGUAGAGAAUAAUAAAAAUGUAGAAGAAAAUGGAGAGUGUGAUAAAAAAAUAUCAUGUAAUUGUUGCUCUUUAGAUAUAGGUGGAACAUUAAUAAAGUUGGCUUAUUUAAAUAAUAUAUAUAUUAACAGUAAUAAUGAGGAUAUAUAUAGACUUGAAAAUUUAGGGAUAAAAGUUGAAGAGGAUAAAUAUUUAUUUGUUGAUUUUUUUAGCAUAAAUAAAUUAAAUGAAGUAUUAAAUUUUAUAUUAAAAAAUAAUUUAAUAAAAGACAAAAAAAUUAUAUUAACAGGUGGAGGGGCAUAUAAAUAUUACUAUACUAUAAUUGAAAAAAUAAUACAUGAAUAUAUUUUAAAAAAAUUUAAUAUACAAAAUAAUGAAUAUAUUUUAACAAUAUCAAAAUAUCAAUAUUGUGAGAAUAUAUCUACCUUAUAUCUACAAUUACAAAUAUGUAGAAAUCAUAAUAUAAACACAUCUAGCCAAAUAAAAUUGGACAAUACAUUUUUAAAUAGUUUUAAUAAAUAUGACCGUCUUAUUAUGUAUAUAGAAAAUUAUGAAAAAUUAAAGGAUAGCCAUACUAAGAUAGUAAAUAAUGAUAGCACUGAUAAAAUGAAAAUCGAUUUUAAUAAUAAUACAGAACUACUUCUUGAAGUUUGUAGAAAAGAUGAAAUGCAAUGUGUAAUAAAUGGAAUAUAUAAAUUAUUUAAUGUAAAAAAAUCUAUUAUAAAAUAUGAUAAUAUAUUAAAAGCACAAGUACCAAUACAAAUAAAAUCACCAAUGUACCCAUUUAUUGUAGCUAAUAUUGGAUCAGGAAUAUCAAUUUUAAAAUCUGAUGGUUAUGGAACUUUUCAACGAAUAGCAGGGACAUCAAUUGGUGGUGGUACAGCUAUGGGACUAGCUACAUUAUUAUUUGGUAAAAUUACUUUUGAUGAUUUAAUUAAAUUAUCAUAUAAAGGGAAUGCAAAUCUCGAUUUAAAAAUUAAAAACUUGAAAAAUGAUGCAAUAAAUAAUGAAUAUGUAAAAGAUAAUACAAUAGUUUCACUAUUUGGCUUAACCAAUAAUAUACUUGAAAAUACGAGGACAGAAAAAAUGAAUCAAGAUAUAGCUAGAAGCCUAAUUUUGAUGGUCUCAUAUAAUAUUGGCUAUUUAGUAUAUCUGCUAGCUAAAAUACAUUUAGUAAAAAGAAUAUUUUUUUCAGGAAAAUAUAUAAACAAUAAUGAAUACAUUAUGGAAUCAAUAGCAAAUGGUGUAUAUUACCAUUUCCAUCAUUAUAGUAAACAUGUUGAAAAUGUUGGCAAACACAAUUUAUUUAAUAAUUGUGGGGAUAUAGUAGAUUUGUCUGGCUAUAAGCAUGAAGAUAUAAAAGACAAUUUUCAUUUAGGAUCUUACGUCCCAAUGGAUAAUAAUGGCACAUUGCCCGAAGUUCUUUUUCUUAAGCAUGAUGGUUUUUUAGGAGUUAUAGGAGGAAUUUUUUCAUAA